This is a messenger RNA of Paramormyrops kingsleyae, 3517 nucleotides long. Its product is annotated as prosaposin receptor GPR37-like. Gene Ontology annotation, cellular component: plasma membrane; signaling receptor complex. The record is from RefSeq and is a predicted model, not a curated record. Gene Ontology annotation, molecular function: G protein-coupled peptide receptor activity; prosaposin receptor activity. Gene Ontology annotation, biological process: positive regulation of MAPK cascade; adenylate cyclase-inhibiting G protein-coupled receptor signaling pathway. Lineage: Eukaryota; Metazoa; Chordata; Actinopteri; Osteoglossiformes; Mormyridae.
UUUUCAAAAACGAAAGAUAAAGUGUUGGAACUGCAGCCUCGUUGCGAAACCUGUUCAUAAAUGCCGUGUGAUUACAUACCUUUUAUCAGAUAGUAUUUUUUUAUUAAAUGCAGCAUAACAGAUUGAUACUCGUGUUUGAAAAAGGUAUUUGAAAGCGUUUUCUCGCUGCGUAGAAGUAAACACAGCUGGAAUAAUAGCAAUUAUAAUUUACUGUUCAGUUUUGCAUAGGCUAAUAAAUUUAAGUCUGUAAGUUUGCCUAAAAUUCCAAACACAUGGAUCAGUUUGCGUUACUUUGUGUGACUGCAUGCUUAUAUAUCCGCGUUUUCUGCGCGCACAGUGGGUGUUCUGCUCAGCGAGGGCUCCCGCUGACGGACCUGCCGUGACAGAUCCGGGUAGCCGCCGGGAGAGCUCCUUCUCCUCUCUGUCAUCCGGGUCGUGUGCGGGGUUCCAUCGCAGGUCCUCGCCAUCUCUCCAGGUUCGGGACCCCAGGGACGGGAAAGAGGCUCACUGGUUGAAAGAUUGAAAGUUACCCCUUCGUCUCCCAAGGACCAUGAAAUGUGUUUUUCCGGCAACAAGCUCCUCCCGUCCACUCUGGAGCUACGAAGCCAUCUGCGAGGUAACUCCGUGCGGUAAGAAAUGCUAACAUCCAAAUCAAAGUGGAUGCAAACUAAAGGGACGCGGUAGGAAACUACCCGAAUCCAUUUCAUACAGAUAAAGGGAAUUAUUCAAACACGGGCGACGUAUUGCGGAUAUCUUGCAGUGCUGAUGACUUGCCUGAGCAGCGCUUCUUUACUGUGAAUAUACUCUUAUUCGUAUCUGACAUCUCUCAUGUGGUCGCAUUGUGAAAAUAAUCAACAAAACCCUUGCGCUGUUGAUUUUAGACUUGCGAUACGAUUUUUACACGAUGCAGGUGAUAUACAUUCACAUCACUUUCUUUCUCAUGUGGAGUGUCUGUGUCUUAAGCCAUGGAAAUAAUAGUGGAUUAAGGAACAGUAUCCCUCCGAUAAAAUACGACCCGAGUGUCCGAGACGAAGGUUCGCACCAAGUCGUUUCCCGAAGUAAAUGGAAUCGGCGGGGUUGCGCCGGCGGCCGGACGGGGCGUGUGGAGGGACAGGCUACAGGUGCGUCCUGGGGAGCCGGCGCCCCUUUGGACCAUAACAUCACCGCGACCGGCUUCAAAAGUCAGAGGAUGACAACUGCGAAAAAGGGGCGAUCGGAGCACAGACGUCUGCUGAAACCGACCGAAAACGAAAGUGCGCAUUCAGGAGAAAGGAUGGAAAAGUUUCACUCUGCCAUGCCCGCUAUUACGGAAACGCCAGGUGGCGAUUAUACUGCUCCAAAGCCCCUGUGGAUGAGCAAGAUACGAGCGGAUGUGAAACAUCACAGGCGAAGGAGAGGAGCAACAGAUAGACGGAAGAAAAGUGGGCAGAAAAAGCAGCCGAAAAGCCCACAGCCAGAGACACUGCUGCCGAGACCUUUGGCCCUAAACCUGACCACUGACAUCCCGUUCGAUAUGACCAGAAAUCCGGACAUUUUCCCAGAUGACGAUUUUUUUGAUGCGACCCCAUUGAUUCCUCUACUUACGCGGGGGAGUACAAGCAGGUUAAGAAAUCCCUUUUAUCCCGUAAGCAGCGAAUCGUAUGGAGCAUAUGCCAUUUUAUGCGUAUCUGCAAUUAUUUUCAUUGUUGGGAUAUUGGGCAACAUUGCAAUUACGUGCAUUGUGUGUCAAAAUUUCUACAUGAGAAGCAUCUCCAACUCCCUUUUAGCCAAUCUUGCUUUGUGGGAUUUCAUGGUCACCUUCUUCUGCUUGCCGCUCGUUAUAUUCCACGAACUGACGAAGACCUGGCUCAUUGGGGAGUUCUCCUGCAAAAUCGUACCCUAUAUCGAGGUGGCCUCCCUGGGUGUGACCACCUUCACACUCUGCGCGCUCUGCAUCGACCGCUACCGCGCCGCCACCAACGUGCAGAUGUACUAUGAGAUGAUGGAGAACUGCGCCUCCACCUCGGCCAAGCUGGCCGUGAUCUGGGUCGGGGCGCUGCUGCUGGCGCUGCCCGAGCUGCUGCUGCGCCAGCUAGAGCGGGAGGAGGAGGUUGGCGAGCCGGCGGCCCCACCGGCCCCACCGGCGGCCGAGCGCUGCGUGGCUCGCAUCUCCACCGAGCUGCCGGACGCCGUCUACGUGCUGGGCCUCACCUACGAGGGGGCGCGCCUCUGGUGGUACUUCGGCUGCUACUUCUGCUUGCCCACCCUCUUCACCAUCGUCUGCUCCUUGGCCACGGCGCGCAAGAUCCAGCGCGCAGAGCGGGCGUGUGUGCGCGGGACCAAGAAGCAGAUCCGUCUGGAGAGCCAGAUGAACUGCACGGUGGUGGCGCUGGCCAUCCUCUACGGCCUGUGCAUCGUGCCGGAGAACAUCUGCAACAUCGUGUCGGCCUACAUGGCGGCGGGCGUGCCCCGGCGCUCCAUGGAGGUGCUGCAGCUGCUCGGCCAGCUGCUGCUCUUCUGCAAGUCGGCGGCGACGCCGGCGCUGCUGCUGCUCCUGUGCCGGCCGUUCGGGCGCGCCUUCCUCGACUGCUGCUGCUGCUGCUGCGCCGAGUGCGGCCGCGCCCGCUCCUCGACCGCCGCCAGCGACGAUGGCGAGCGGGAGUGCACCGCCGAGCUGGAGCUGUCGCCGUUCAGCACCAUCCGGCGCGAGGCGUCCAGCUACGCCCCCGUGGGCACACGCUGCUGAGGCUGGCAGCCGCUCGCGCCGCACGUACCCACUUCACUGUAGGACUGUUCAUCUCUCUUUAUAGGCAGAAAAAAAACCGAACCCAAAUACAUAUGUUUGUUACCAGAAAUCGGCUGCCACUUUUUCUCGUUCCUGCCAGGGUUGAUCUGGGGUUAAAUUUUAGCCCUAGACUUUGGGGUCCCUCAUUUCCCCACAGUAAAUUUUGACGAGUAGAUGGGGGGCAGUGACAAUAAAUUUUGCCAACCCCCCCAGGAAAUGGUACCCAGGAUGCCGAUUGGCCCAUCUAGCCCUGCUUCCUGCCAAUGCCAUUUGCUGUGAUGAUGUGAUAUUGUACUCACCGUACUGUAAUAAUUAUAGCACACAGUGUAUGUAUUUUAUCGUGGUAAUGGAUGCCAUUUUGUCAUCUCGAAAAUACAAUAUUCCAUGUGUUUUAACCUACGUUACUUUUCACUGCGGAUCAGUUUAUCCCCACAGACAUUCUAAUGAUCUUGCUGAUUUUGCUCCACUUUGAUCUCCUUGUUUAGUUAAAAAGAAAAACAUAGAAGUCAUUCCAUUGAAUAGAAAGUAAUAUAUUGAAAUGGUCUGUUUGUGCUGUAUGGUCUCGUUUGAUAAGGACGAUUCUCUGAAUCCGCUCCUCUGCUUCCCUGCUGUGUGACUGUUUCAUUCACUGGGACCUUUGGCUGUAUUUAGUAGCGGAGAAGUGUUACGGACACCUUGGUUGUUUCACACAGACGAUGGCUCCUUUUAGUCAAGAAAUAUAACGUUAAUAAAGGAAAAAAAUGACAAAAAUGA